This is a messenger RNA of Nematostella vectensis (starlet sea anemone), 1198 nucleotides long. RefSeq lists its product as uncharacterized. Bases 282 to 716 code for a protein of 144 amino acids. The record is from RefSeq and is a predicted model, not a curated record. Lineage: Eukaryota; Metazoa; Cnidaria; Anthozoa; Actiniaria; Edwardsiidae. The transcript has 4 exons.
UGUCAUUUCUUCCCUCAUUCCCUCAUCCCUUAUUUUCUUGUCUUUUGUGGUUUUGCUGUUUUUGUUGUUGUUGUUGUCAUAACAUCGCAGAUCCGUAGCAGGCCAUGUAAAAUUAAGGGGCACAAUACAGAAACAUUAAGAGAACAUUUUUUUUUUUGGGGGGGGGGGCACAGCCACGCCCCUACUGGGUAUCCCCUUAUCAUUUUUCGCUACUUAUAUUUUUUCUCGUCUUUGCUUAUUGGUGUAGUCAUCAUCAUUUUGAUUACUAUUUUAUCUUGACGAUGGUUUUGUUUCCAUUAUUUCCACACUUUUAUUUCAACAUCAUCGUCAUACGCCAUGCAUCCCUCACUCGCCUUUCCCGCACUUUCAUCUCUCAGAUUGCGUCAAGGUCUGCCUUCUCUUUGAUCCAGACUGCAUCCCGUGUCCUCCAACAACAGAGCAGCCAUCGACUGCGGCACCUCCAUCUCCUGCAACCCCAUCAACUGCCGCAACUACAGCUAUUCCACCAAAACCUACCACACAGUCUACCACAGCACCACCGUCACCGACAACCCAGCCCAUUGCAUCGAGUACUGGGCCAACAGGUAUCCCCACCCACCUCGUCCUUCGUAAUCAUGCAUCCACUCGUACAUCUUCUUGUCCUUGAUAGCAUGAUUAGAAAGAUAGAAAAAGUCUUAGAAAUAGUCUUGAAUGCAACCGUUGUAGACCCUCGUUAACUCGAGCUUUGAGAACCUCUUAAACUCGAACUUUGAGAACAUCAAUUUGAGAGCCAAGUUGAACUUUAAGAACCUUGUUUACUCGAACUUUAAAGGCAGACGAAAAUCGGCGAUUGAAGUCAUAAAUACGAUUUUUUUUAUUAGAUGAUUCAACGUAACGCUUGCGUUAGAUCUUUUGAAAGUACGACAUGCGUCAUUUGCUUUUCCUCAAAGACACUUCCUCAUCAUCUCUCGAAGAGUUUCUCUCUCGCUUUAUGAAUUAAUUCAUCGAAUACUCUCAUUUUCAAUCCAUACCCUCUAUCAAUGCACAUUUAAUGAUCUCAUGGCAAAUUUCUGUCUUGUAAUAUUGUUUUAUGUGAUGUUUGUACGCUGUUCUUUAAUAAAAUGUUACGUUGGUACAUAAUUUCAGGCCAAAUUCUAUUGUUCUCAAAGCACUUCCUUUUUAAAUUUUGUAAGAGAUUUUUUUAAGAAGAGUGUGAGAG